Messenger RNA from Saprolegnia diclina VS20, 1406 nucleotides. RefSeq lists its product as hypothetical. NCBI's taxonomy places the organism in Eukaryota, Oomycota, Saprolegniomycetes, Saprolegniales, Saprolegniaceae. The record is from RefSeq and is a predicted model, not a curated record. The transcript is spliced from 4 exons. The coding region runs from base 53 to 1339 and encodes 428 amino acids.
CGCUCUUGCCCGUUUGUGGCAGUUUGGCUUUUCCUUGCCAGCACCGACGGCCAUGCCACCGGCGACCACGAUCAUGUACGACCAGUUCGCGACGCUGCCCAUCGACGACCCGCUGGCCGACGUCGACGCGCUCAUGAUGGAGGAGUUCAGCACCAUGUUCCUGCCGCAGGCCAUGAAGCCGACGACGCCGCCCUCGAACGCGUCGGGGACCCCAAGCUCGUGCUCGGAGGCGGAUUCGCCGCCCAAGGCCGACAUGGCCAAGCCCAAGAAGAUCAACGAGAGCCGGAAGCGCCAGCGCGAAGAGCUCGAGUUCCUCCGCGUCCGCGUUGAAGAGCUCGAGAAGCACCUCGGCGUACUCCAGCAGGUCAAGGCGAUCGAGACCGAGAGCGAGACGCCGUGGCAAAAGCUUGCCCACCAGAUGCGCAUCGACAAGCAGAACGCGGUGCUCGAAAACGAAAAGCUCAAGCAGGAGCUCGAAGAGCAAAUUGAGUUUGGCAAGACGUUGCAAGCCAUCCUGCGCAAGCGGCCAAAGCUCUCGUCUCUCCCGACGCUCGACAGCGACCAGUGGAAGCUGUACCGCCUCGUCAAGGAGCCGAUGACGCGCGCCCAUGCAGUCUACGAGAUCCUCCAGCAGCAGCUCGCGGCCUUCCCCGGUGCCAUGGUCGAGUCGGGCCUUGUCGACACGGAGGCCGACAUGCUCUUGACGCGCCCCAAGCUCUCGCGGUAUUUGGACGACCAGCUCAUCACGGAGACGAUCUGGUGCCACAACUUCCCGUACGACUACCGGUUCGUCACCCGCUGCAUGUGGGCGCUCAUGGCCAACCCGUCCCAGUACGAGUACACGGGCUUUUCGCUCCUCGAGACAUUUGACGACGAUACCAAGUACAUUUGUACGAUCGGGAAGCUCGACAACCUCUUGACGAGCCAGUGCCGGUUCCUCAUGCGCCGCCUCUCGGAGCCCGGGCGUGAGAUCUUCCUCAUCCGGAGCAUCCUCGAAGACGAGCUCAUGCCACACGACAAGACGGCGCUCAUCAACAACAAGAGCGCGUGGUUUGUCCUCGAGCCGACGCCCGGUGGUGGCUGCCGGCUCAAAUUUUACCAAAAGGCGACGCUGCCCAUGAUGCAGUCGCAGCUCUUUUUGCAGCACCCCAAGUUCAAGAAGCCUGGCUCGCCCUACUACCGCGUGGGCAACAUCACCGACGCCAUCAUGACGUCGCUCCGCGAAAUGGUCAAGGGCUUCAAGGGCGCCCUCGUGCACGUGCUCCAGACGCAGAUCAGCGCCUACGCGGCGAGUUUGGGGCAGAUUGAACCGCUCGACAACCUGACGCCUUCGUGCUGAGGCGCUGCACAUCGUAUAUUCCUGCUGUAUCUAUGAACUCAUUUGUUGUGUGUUUCGUCUGUGUACA